AUGCGUCUGAUCUCGGAAAGAAUGGACGAUGCCGCUGCCACCGAGGCCAUGCGCGGAGGAGCCAUUGGAGCCGUCAAAUACUGCACAGUCGCCCUCUUUGCCGGAGGUGUCCUCACCGCCGUCUCGCCAAGGUUUGCCGCCAUUAGGCCCCCUCAAAAGAUGUGGCUGUUCGUUGCCGCAUUCUUGGGAGGAUUCGGUAAUGGUUCCGAUACGACAUUCACAAACUUCGAGCGCAGAGAUCGGGAACUCCAGAUCCGUGUCGCUGAACAGCAACGUCAUGAUAUCCUUUACGGAUCCGCUGAGGAGCAGCAGCAGAAGAUCGUCGCCGCCGCUUCUCUCUCUACACCAGCAGUACCAUCAGUAGCAGGAGCAGCAGUGCCCAUCCCCGCUACUGCAUAA
Linnemannia hyalina is the source of this 399-nucleotide messenger RNA. Lineage: Eukaryota; Fungi; Mortierellomycota; Mortierellomycetes; Mortierellales; Mortierellaceae. The record is from the annotation of a GenBank genome assembly.